GGCGCCCGGUUCUGUGCGCCGCUGCUUUACCCGGCAGGAGCGCGAGGUCGCCGCCAGCCGUCGCCGCAGAGCCCCGCUCGUGUCCCCGCCCAGCGCUCCUGCAGUUAGUGGUCAGAGACGCUCGGGCGCCCACCCUGGCGAGCUGAGGAGGCAGCUCCCCGCCCGCAGCAACUCCACGGUGUAACUUUGGAACGCCUUGCUGGCCGCUUCUCUCCAGGUCUGGAAGGAGCCGCCGAAGCUUGCAUCCCCCUGCAGGCAGCGCCCUCGUCGCCACGGACACGCCGUGCCUGGCUCUGUCCCGAGGGGGGCUCUCUGCGGUCGCGUGUGAAGGCUGAGGCGGCUGCGGAGGCCGGCCCUCCCUUUCGGCUCAGCUCUCCUAGGGAACAUCACACUGGAGAGCCAAAAGGAGUGGAAGAGCCUGUCUUGGAGAUUUUCCCGGGGAAAUCCUGAGGUCAUUCAUUAUGAAGUGUACCGCGCGGGAGUGGCUCAGAGUAACCACAGUGCUAUUUAUGGCUAGAGCAAUUCCAGCCAUGGUGGUUCCUAAUGCCACUUUAUUGGAGAAACUUUUGGAAAAGUACGUGGAUGAGGAUGGUGAGUGGUGGACGGCCAAACAAAGAGGGAAAAGGGCCAUCACAGACAAUGACAUGCAGAGUAUCUUGGACCUUCAUAAUAAGUUACGAAGUCAGGUGUACCCAACUGCUUCUAAUAUGGAGUAUAUGACUUGGGAUGUAGAGCUGGAAAGAUCUGCUGAAUCGUGGGCUGAAACUUGUUUGUGGGAACAUGGACCUGCAAACUUGCUUCCAUCAAUUGGACAGAAUUUGGGAGCACAUUGGGGAAGAUAUAGGCCCCCGACAUUUCAUGUGCAAGCAUGGUAUGAUGAAGUAAGAGACUUCAGCUACCCAUAUGAACAUGAAUGCAACCCGUAUUGUCCAUUCAGGUGUUCUGGUCCUGUAUGUACUCACUAUACACAGGUGGUAUGGGCCACAAGUAACAGAAUAGGCUGUGCCAUUAAUUUGUGCCAUAACAUGAACAUCUGGGGACAGAUAUGGCCCAAAGCUCUCUACUUGGUAUGCAAUUAUUCCCCAAAGGGAAACUGGUGGGGCCACGCCCCGUACAAACAUGGACGGCCCUGUUCUGCAUGCCCACCUAGUUUUGGAGGGGGCUGUAGAGAAAAUCUGUGCUACAAAGAAGGGUCAGACAGGUAUUAUCCUGCUCGAGAAGAAGAAACAAACGAAAUUGAACGGGAGCAGUCACAAGUCCAUGAUACCCACGUUUGGACAAGAUCAGAUGAUAGUAAUAGAAACGAAGUCAUAAGUACACAGCAAAUGUCCCAGAUUGUUUCUUGUGAAGUAAGACUAAGAGAUCAGUGCAAAGGAACAACCUGCAAUAGGUAUGAAUGCCCUGCUGGCUGUUUGGAUAGUAAAGCUAAAGUUAUUGGCAGUGUACAUUAUGAAAUGCAAUCCAGCAUCUGUAGAGCUGCAAUUCAUUAUGGUAUAAUAGACAAUGAUGGUGGUUGGGUAGAUAUCACUAGACAAGGAAGAAAACAUUAUUUCAUCAAAUCCAAUAGAAAUGGUGUUCAAACCAUUGGCAAAUAUCAGUCGGCUAAUUCCUUUACAGUCUCUAAAGUAACAGUUCAGGCUGUGACUUGUGAAACAACUGUGGAACAACUCUGUCCAUUUCAUAAGCCUGCUUCACAUUGCCCAAGAGUAUACUGUCCUCGUAACUGUAUGCAAGCGAAUCCACAUUAUGCUCGUGUAAUUGGAACUCGAAUUUAUUCUGAUCUGUCCAGUAUCUGCAGAGCUGCAGUACAUGCUGGGGUGGUUCGAAAUCAUGGUGGUUAUGUUGAUGUUAUGCCUGUGGACAAAAGAAAGAUGUACAUUGCUUCUUUUCAGAAUGGAAUCUUCUCGGAAAGUUUACAAAAUCCUCCAGGAGGAAAGGCAUUCCGAGUAUUUGCUGUUGUGUGAAAUGAAACACUUGGAAGAGGAUCAUAAAGACUAUUCCAAAUGCCAUAUUUCUGAAGUUUGUAUAAAACUGUAACAUUACUGUACAGAAGAUAAUCAAGAUAAUCAACUAUUUUCAGUCCAAAAUAAGUGCCAAAUGCAUAUAAGUCUUGAUAAGUCUAUAAAAGAAAACAUGGGACAUUAGUUUUGGGAAAAUAUUGAAUAUUGUAAUGGUUUUGGAAAUCCUGUGUUAAAUAUUGCUAUAUUUUCUUAGCAGUUAUUUCUAUAGUUAAUUACAUAGUUAUGAUUGUUAUACAUUUCAUAUAUUAUAUGGUGCUUUGUAUAUGCCACUAAUAAAAUGAAUCUAAACAAUGAAUGUGAAUGGCCUUCAGAAAAUCAUCUGGUGCAUUUAAAAAUGAUCAACUCUAAAACUAAAACCUUUUUAUCCCAUUUUCCCCAGUCCAAUAAUGCUAUGCCAUUACCUGUUCCAAAUAAUGUCAAAAUUUUUUCCACUAUUACCUGUACAGUGUUUUUCUUCUACUAAGUUUAGGAAUAUAGAGUAUUAAAUCCUGAUAUUGCACUUCUUAUUUUGUAUAAAAUAACCAUUUAAUAUCCAAAUGAAUUUGUUAAAAUGUUUGAUUCCUUGGGCAUGGACAAUAUUAAAUGAAAUAAAGUUAGAAUAGUGGUAUGAAAACAUUCCUAGUGAUCAUAUAAUAAAUAUAGGAUUAAGCAUGAGCAGCCAGAGCUUUCUAUGUAUUGUUAAAAUUGAGGUCACACAUUUUCUUUUGUAUCCUGGCAAAUACUCCUGCAGGCCAGGAAGUAUAAUAGCAAAAAGUUUAACAAAGUCGAACUAAUGUACUACAUUGCCAUUGCCACUGGUUUUCUUAAUGGUAAAUGACCUUGUGUAUAAAUGUUGCCAUAUUAUGGUACCUAUAAUGAAAAUGUAUUGUGCUUUGAGACUAAAAAUCUGUAAAAUGUUACUUUUGGUAAUUUCUUUUCCUGCUGGUGAAUUUAUUCUUUUCCUAUAAACAUAUUAAAAUUAAUCAUGUUUCAAA
Messenger RNA from Galeopterus variegatus (Sunda flying lemur), 2995 nucleotides. RefSeq names its product cysteine-rich secretory protein LCCL domain containing 1 (gene CRISPLD1). Lineage: Eukaryota; Metazoa; Chordata; Mammalia; Dermoptera; Cynocephalidae. Gene Ontology annotation, cellular component: extracellular region. The transcript has 15 exons. The record is from RefSeq and is a predicted model, not a curated record. The coding region runs from base 462 to 1964 and encodes 500 amino acids.